UCUUGAUCAAUGGUAACCAAAAACAAAAAGGAGACAUAUUUGACACCUUUAGCAUAAUUUUCUCGUCUUUCUUUGUGUAUAUAUUAGCAGAUCGCAGAUUGAGUUAGAGAUAUUGUAUUGCAGGCAAAAAUGACAUCUAUCUCCUCCUCAUGGGAUGGCACUAUUACCUCCACUCAAUUUCACAAUGCUGCUUCUACUUUUUCUGAGAUAUGGAACAACUUUGAUCUAGGGUUUCCUCACUGGUCAUGGAUCAACUUUCCAAAUAAACCAGGUUUUGCUGCUACCAAGCUACAAGGAUAUUUAUCAUUGGAGAAUAUGAUUCUUCCCAUAACAACUGAGGAAGAAUGUGUUCUAGCUGGAACAGAAGAUUUGACUUGCUCUAACGAAGAUUCAUUUGAUGAUACUGCCAUAUUGGUUCAAAAGGACAGCAAAGAAAGACAUCAUUACGACUUUCAUGUCAUCUACAGUUCCUCUUUUAGGGUUCCAGUACUUUAUUUCCGUGCAUACUGCAGUGAUGGAGAACCCUUGGCAAUAGAAGACCUGGAAAAGGACUUUCCUGCCUAUACUGCGCAGGAACUGGCAGUAUCUAAAUGGACCUUUAUUACUCGGGAGGAGCACCCGUACCUGAAUCGGCCAUGGUACACAUUGCAUCCAUGUGGGACUAGUGAGUGGAUGAAGCUGCUUUUCAGUAAUGAACCUUCAGUUGUGAAUCAAGGUGGAGUUGCAAUUGAGAAAUAUCUAACCUCAUGGUUUUCAGUUGUAUCACCUGUCUUUGGUUUUAAAAUCCCCUUAAAAUUCUCUACAUUUAUGAACUCUGGAAAUGUUGCUACUGUAAUAUAGAUUUAGUUUUUUCUUUUCAAUGUAAAUGUUUAGAAUGAAAUCAUCUGCUGAGAUGCAAAAUUGGUUACAUAAAACUUAUCUUUAAUGUGAAUACCCCAGGCCAAUCUAGAUUUUAAAUUUUA
Molecule: messenger RNA, 962 nt
Organism: Solanum lycopersicum (tomato)
Lineage: Eukaryota; Viridiplantae; Streptophyta; Magnoliopsida; Solanales; Solanaceae
Product: ubiquitin-like-conjugating enzyme ATG10
Biological process (GO): protein lipidation; protein modification by small protein conjugation; macroautophagy
Cellular component (GO): intracellular anatomical structure
Molecular function (GO): Atg12 transferase activity
Source: RefSeq, a predicted model, not a curated record